GAGCGAGAUAAGCCUAAUUUUGUUCCCACCUCAUCAGCCGUUCGAUUAUUCGAUCCUUUACCUCUAUUGUGCGCCACUUAUCAUCACUUUUGCUUUUUCAAAGCUGUCGUAGCUCUUCAAACUCAUUUGAUCGGUGCAAUUUGAUUUUCCCUCAGUGUUUUGGAACCUGUUUUGACUUGUAGGCAAGUUUCAAAGGGUUAUAGAAGUUGAUAAAGGGCCAAAGGGGGAUUUGGAUAUCGGAUUUGAAACGGUUACUUGCUAUGGAUUCAAACGGGUUGAAACCGCCUGUUUCGGAAUCUGAUAAGAUGGAAGCCUCGGCCAAACAUUUACCUAUCAAGAAAAGGAGGAUCGUAUUCAUGGAUUCGUCGCCAUCGCUUAACAACGCUUCGUCCUCACAAGGGACUGAAAGCGUUGCUGCGCAAGAUGCUAAUGCGAAAGCAGACGUGAAUUGCCUGCCUGCUGCAUCGUUGACGGUUGCUGACUUGCAUCAAAGUGAGAGUAAUGAUAGUAAACUGGAUGUACACAAGUGUGUGACGUAUAGUAGGAAACGUAAUGAGCGUGAAGAUAUAAGUGGCACGUCUGUAGCUCUUGGUGCUUUAGAGGUUAAAGCAAAUAGUGUGAAGUUGGAGAAUAAGUCUGCUAAUGAAACUGCUAUCAACAUGUUAACAGCCGCUUCUCGAGAUGUUGCCUCCUCUACGGUGGUUAAUUCCACCCCGGAUGAAUCCACGUUGGAUGAUUCAUGCCCACAUGCCUCUUCUGAAUCAGAAUGUACCGAGAGGUCUCUAGUAACAAGUAAUACACAAAAGUCUGCUGCUUUGGAUGAAAGAUUAAAUUGGGAUUUGAACACUGUAAUGGCAUGGGAUGAACAACUAGAAUGUGACCACAACAUGAGCGGUUGUAAGCAAGGAACAGAAAGUGGAAGCGUUUCUCAAAACAUAGGAAAUGAAACUUUACCUGUUGAGUUGAAGGGUUUAAUUAUUAAAACUGAGGGAUCAGAGCUGGAAGAGUGUAAACCGGUCUUUAAUGAUGUCGGAAAGUUGUCGUCUUCUGUUAUUAAUAGUGCUCCUUUUAUUGCCGUCUCUAAAGUAAGUUCCUUACGCAAUCAGCAUGCUGAUAGUUCUACUCCUGAUGCUGUUCCUAGUGCGCUCACAUUGGAGUACCCAAUGUCCGAAAUUUCUGCAAAGCAUGUGGAUGGUAUGGCCACGGGUACUGAUUUUACAUUUAUGCCCUCAGGUUUUGGUCAUGGUAUAGACAUACGUGAUAAUGUUGUUUUAUCUAAAAAUGCGAGUUCUGGGGAUAAUGUUAAUCAUACUAUCGUUGGUGUACGCACAACUGAGAAUGAUAAACUUAAUCUAUCACUUGUUACUACUCCCUCUCUUGAAAAUAGAGUUCAUCAGAUGGGAAGUAUGGUUAAUGAAGAUGAUAAGGCUAAUGUCAAAAGGUUAAUUACUAGCAAUAGGAUUGCCAUGGAGAAUUUGAGUAGCAAGGGGACUGAAAGUUCAUAUAAUGUACUUGUUUCAUCUAAAAGUGUUGAUUCUGUGAGUUGUGGUAAUAGUACUAUGACAGCUACACAAACGACCGAGAUUGAGAAACUUAAUUUAUCACUUGUCACUGCAGCCACUACAGAAAUUGUAGCUCAUCAAAGAAGUGGUACUAUCUUUGAUGAUGAAGAUGAUAAAACUAAGGUCAAAAGAGUAAUUACUAGCAAAGGGAUCAUUACGGAGAACCCACCUGCUGCAGUUUCUUCAAUGCAUGAUGUUGUUUGUUCUGAUGCUGAAGUUCCACCUCAAUCUGGAAAAUCACACACCAACUUUACCAAUGAUAUUAUAAGUAAUAACAAAGAGCUUCGUAAUGACGAGAGUUUACCAAGUGACAUUCAAGCAGGAAGUGAGGUUGAUAAUACGGAUGAAGUCUCGUAUGGUUAUGAGGAGUCUCAAUUUGAAGAUGGAGAAUUGUUGGAAUCAAGCAUACAAACACGGGAAGGGAAUGGUGGGGAGAAUAGAGAAAUUAAACAUGGUACCGAUCACAAGGGUGCUUUUAGUACCCCUGAAAAUGGUUCCUUAAAGUCCACUGAUGUCGGGUCCCAAAAGGGAACAGAUGAAAUUUCUAGUGUAUUGUGGCCUGAAAAACUUGACGGCAGUGACCAAAUAUCUGGUUCUGAACCAAGUGUGAUAGAAAAGUAUACGACAGAAGUUAACAUGAAGGAUGAUAGCCAAUCAGAUCAAUGGAAAAUGAAUGUAUCAGGAUCAGAUCUCUUGCCCGAGAAUCAGAGCUUCUCUAGUAAUAUUACUAAAAUAAAUGAUUUCAGCAGUAUAAAAUCUUCCUCGGGGAUAACUGAAGAUUUUGAAACAAAGGUUGAACUACCAAAAUUCUAUAGAAGAGAACCACCAACACGGGAUGCAUUUCUUAGUAGGAGUAGAUUUCGUAUGCAAGGGAGUUCCAGCAACGCUGAUGAAUCAGCUUCCAGGUCUGUUAGGGACUCGGGUGUCAUAAGGUCUCUUGGACGUGGUAAAUACACACGUGGAGGUGGAACGUGGGAUAGAUCCCCACCUUUUCGUGGUCCUUCCUUUCGUCGUUCUUUACCUGAAGAUGAUAUUUUGACAGACAAAUCCGGUGUCGAUCCAAAUGUUACACGCGGAUCUUUCAGAAGGCGAUUAAUAGUAAACUCUGAAGAAGAUGAGUUCCGUGCACGUUUGGGGCUGAGACCAACUGGUGACACUGGUCAUAAUCGAUUUGUGAAUGUGGGAAGGGGAAGAUCGUUGAGAUAUGGUUCAAGACUUAACGAUGUGGGACCCAGGGAACGAUACUAUGGACAUCCUACAAAUGAUGAACCGUCAAUGGACUAUUCACAUUCUUUUGCCGCUAGACAGCGGUGCUUUUCUCCCACACGUCACCAUUCUGGGUCAACGUCUCCUCCAAGAGCCCGAACUCGUUCUCCAAUUGGUGAUGGUUUUAGAGGCCGUAGUAGAUCUCCUAUUUUGAGAGCUGAUACUAGAAUGCGAAGGGAACCCAUAUAUCGACAUGGUUUUGAAUCAGAUCAUGUUGGUGGAUAUAAUCUGGAACAAUCUGUAAACAAUAACCCUCCUCCUGGUUCAAGAUUUGUAAAGUACAAACAACGACCUUCUGUUUUUGACAGGAGAUCACCACCACCAGCAACUGGAGAAAGACUUGGUUUCUAUGAAUCUUCAAGAAAAACAAAACAGAACGAAAACUACAGCUCCUCGCGAUUUACCGAGCUUCAUGCAGGUGGGAGAGAUGACGAUGUAAUGGAUCAUGGGUAUAGGCGUGGCGGGUUUGUUAGGCCUUAUGACAUGGGUAGGCCCAUUAAACAUAUACAGUAUAACGAGGAAGAAGGUUACGGUCCUCCUCCGGUCUAUGAUUCCCGUGAUAAGGAAGCUUUGGAAUUCCAUGGCCGAGGGAACCCGAAACUGUACCGUGAUCUUCCAAGGAGGGCUAGAGAAGAUAGAGACAAGUGGUGACCAAUUACUUACCAAGAUGGCUUACAAAAGGUAAGGCUGGUGUAUUAAUGAAAGGAAGAUAAUAUCUUGCAGUUGUGAGGUUUUAUCUCUUGCACAUAUAUCUCUAUGCUAUUAGUUCCCUUCAAAUUACCGAGGUUGGAAACCGGGUGAUGACUUGACACUCGGCUUGUUUCCCGACAACCAUCGCUAAUCAAGUUAUAUGUUGUCGACGACUCUCAUGUCAGGACGAAUGAAGAAAUGAAACAGUCCAUAUUCAUGUUCAUUUUCAAGGUUUGAUUUUGAGGACGGUCAAUGACGAUGCAUCUUUUAAAAAAGACCAGUUUAGUAGUUAUUCACUUAUUCGGAUGGUCCAUGAAACAGAAGUGGCAAUAGUGCCAAUACACAUUGUGGCCCAAAUCUUGAAAGGGGUGGGUUUGUCUCAUUUUAGUUUGGCUUGUGCUUUAGUUUCCUUUUAGUUUGUUUCAUUGUAUCUUGCUUAUAAUAUAAAGCUACUAGUGGGUCAAGAAUAAUGGUAGCAUUUCGAACAAGAUGCACAUACCACCAACGAAACCAUGGACCAGUCUAUAACAAGUGAUGUCAACUCUUUUUAACAAAUGGAAAUGUACCAUCAACACAUGGCC
This is a messenger RNA of Helianthus annuus (common sunflower), 4099 nucleotides long. RefSeq lists its product as uncharacterized. The transcript has 4 exons. NCBI's taxonomy places the organism in Eukaryota, Viridiplantae, Streptophyta, Magnoliopsida, Asterales, Asteraceae. The coding region runs from base 261 to 3479 and encodes 1072 amino acids. The record is from RefSeq and is a predicted model, not a curated record.